AUGAGCAAUCCUCAGUAUUCGGCCGUCCGGCCAGAGGGACGGGAACAUCUCCUCGACUACCCGCGGGGCUUCAUCGCCGUCAGAAUAGUCCAACUCGCGCUGGCCUUCCUGAUUAUGAUCCUCUCCGCCUAUACAAGACGGCUAACGGGCAACCCAGCCAAUUCCCUCCUGUCGUACGACGGCAACGCGUUCAUCCUCGCUGUGGCGGUUAUGAACAUUGUAUAUUCUAUCUACCACAUGGUCGCCCACUUUGCCACGCCCGUGAUGUACAACUAUUGGGCCAUCCUCGGCGUCGACAUCUUCUUCGUCGUGAUGUGGCUCUGCUCCUUCGCUCUGCAGGCGGCACGUGUCGCCUAUUUCUACGACUAUUACAGUGGCUACAGACUGGGUACUGGCGACCAGGCGUGGCUGGGAGCGCAGGCGGCCGCAGCGGCCUUGGGCGCUGUGGAAUGGGUUGUGUUCAUCGUCGCCCUAGUGAUCCAUUCCAUCCGCCUGCACCGGCACCGCGCGGCCGGUGGGCACUGCAUGCCCGGCCAAGCACCCACUCCCCCAGGGCCAGCACCUGCACCCGCGCCUGCGCCUGCACCUGCACCCGUGGCCGCUGCAGCCACAGCCCCCUACGGCGGCGAAAAGACCGGUGUCCCGUCCACCUACCCACCUCAAUACUACGCGCCCCAGCCGCAGCAGCAGCAGCAGCCCGUCGGCAAUCCCGAGUAUCAGCAGCAGUUCUCCCCCCAGCAGCAGCCGCAAUAUCCUCCUCAGGGGCAGCAGCAAUAUCCUGCUCAGGGACAGCAACAGGCCUACCCACCACAGCAGGCUGGCUACCCUGCACACGAGCAGCAGCAACAGCAGCAACAGGCUUUCUAUCCGUCCCCAUCGCCCAGCCCGGCGCCGAUGUACGCACCGCAACCCCAGAACCUACCUGCUCAGCUGCCCAGCGAUAAUUCGCCACAGCAUUUGCCUGCCCAGCUGCCUACCAAUUCGCCUGUGCCUCCACAGUUGUCCAACAAUUAA
Molecule: messenger RNA, 1014 nt
Organism: Chaetomium strumarium
Lineage: Eukaryota; Fungi; Ascomycota; Sordariomycetes; Sordariales; Chaetomiaceae
Exons: 4
Coding region: 1-1014 (337 amino acids)
Cellular component (GO): membrane
Source: RefSeq, a predicted model, not a curated record